UCUAAGAAAUUUUUUAAAGAUAAGUGCUCUACUCCUAAUUUUUUUGGAUUAACUCAAUUGUUGUCGAUGUUACCUGAUAUGUGCGUUGUAGUGGGGAUCAUCCAUUUAAUGCAGGCGCCCAUUGAAUAUACACGUUUUCUGUUGGCGGACAAGAGCUCACAGCUGCCUCAUCCUCGUGCCACAUCAAACAGUCGCUGUUGUGAGAUGAAGUUGGAGACUGUACUGUCGCAGUUUGCUUUAUAUUUACGAAUGGAUCAUCAGCAGCAAUACAAUCUCGGACAGCGGUAUGUCUUCUUUAUGGUUUGUGGGCUUUUUGCGCUCGAGCGUCCUUUAAUAUUCGAGAUGUUUGAGACAAUUUUAAAUUACCUAAUCAUACUCAUAGAGUACUAUGAAGUGGGUAACUGA
Bactrocera oleae (olive fruit fly) is the source of this 405-nucleotide messenger RNA. The record is from RefSeq and is a predicted model, not a curated record. Lineage: Eukaryota; Metazoa; Arthropoda; Insecta; Diptera; Tephritidae.